Messenger RNA from Colletotrichum lupini, 2232 nucleotides. Its product is annotated as phytanoyl-CoA dioxygenase. NCBI's taxonomy places the organism in Eukaryota, Fungi, Ascomycota, Sordariomycetes, Glomerellales, Glomerellaceae. Gene Ontology annotation, cellular component: nucleus. Gene Ontology annotation, biological process: positive regulation of transcription by RNA polymerase II. Gene Ontology annotation, molecular function: transcription cis-regulatory region binding; DNA-binding transcription factor activity, RNA polymerase II-specific; zinc ion binding. The transcript has 9 exons. The record is from RefSeq and is a predicted model, not a curated record. The coding region runs from base 1 to 2232 and encodes 743 amino acids.
AUGUCUCCAUCCACAGUGUCGGACAUGAGGGCUAAAUAUGGUCCUGAGGUCCAGAAGGUCUCCGCCGACACACCAUUAGACGACAUCAUCUACCUCCUCAAGCGUGACGGGGGCGUCUUCGUUAGAGAUCUGGUCCCUGUCGCUGAUGUCGACAAAGCUCACGAAGAAUGCCGCGAACGCCUUGAAAAUGAUGUGGAAUGGAAUGGCUCCUUCUUUCCAAAGGAGACUCAGCGGGCACCAGCCUUGUUGGCUCUCAGCCCUACGUAUGCCAAAACACAAGUCAUGAACCCAGUCUACCAAAAGGUGUGCGAGCACUUCUUGACCACCCGAAGUUGGUUCUGGUGGGGAAACGAGAAGAAGGAAUCUGUAUCAAAGCCAUAUGUUCACUCCUGUACUGCUAUGAGCAUUGGCCCCGGGGGCAAAGCUCAGCCCUUGCACCGAGACGACUACAUCAGCCACAACUAUCAUCAAGAGGUGAGUGAAUGGGAUGAUGAGCGAGACAAGGGCAGGGAAACAGCUGUUGGGCUCUUCGUGGCUGGCUGUAAAGUCACCAAGGAGAACGGUGGAACGCAAUUCAUUCCACGGAGCCAUUUGUGGGGCACUGAUAGACACAUGCCUCCUCGAGUAGAGGAGUGCAUUUACGCCGAGAUGGAGAAAGGCGAUGCCUUCAUCAUGCUGGCAUCCGCGUACCAUGCCGGAGGCCACAACACAACAAAGAAUGAGAGACGACUGAUGUUUGCCACAUUCUCUACUCGAGGUUAUCUUCGACAGGAGGAGAAUCAAUUCUUGUCUGUGCCCCAAGAUAUUGCAAAAAAGUUGGAUCAACCCAUCCAGGAGUUUAUGGGAUAUUCAAUGAGCGAUCCGGCCUGUGGGUACGUUGAUCAGAUGGAUCCAAUCUUUUCACUUGAGAUUGGAAGCCUUGCUUCGGCUUCUCAGCUUGGGGCUGUCGAGAAUAGCCCUUUGCUGCUUCAGGAACAUGAGGCGCCAGACCGGGGACAACACGUUGUCUUAAGGGUGACUGUCCCCGGCGCGGAAUUCAGAUUCCUUUGUCAUGACUCCACUACCACCUUAGCGGAUGCUGCUUACCUGCAGGCUGCACACCUGCACUACCUACGUACCGCUCCUCUCUACGGCAAGGUAGGUUUACGGCUGUACGGAAUACAUGGAUUGCCCAAGCGUCCAAUCCUGAACAACCAACAUGAACCCAACACCGGGCGAGACUCUCUGGUCCGCCGGCCUUUCUUCCACUUGCUCCCAACAUUUGGUCGGAUAGUUGCGUCUACGAGAUUCGGAUGCGAAAUGCGUGCCAACAUCGCAAUGGCCAGGGGCUCGAAAGCCGUCAGAAAAGUCCCUGCCCGGGUCUUGUUGAGCCAGAUUGGGAACAAGUUUCAGCAGCGAGACAUUCUGUCGCUCAUGAUUUCUGAGCAUCCAGCAUGCGGAACCUGUAGAAAGAAGUGCCGCAAGUGUGACCGCGCGCGCCCUGUCUGCAAUCGAUGCAAGUCAAAGGGCUUACACUGUGAGGGCUACCCUCCUCGAUUCCAAUUCUGUGAAUCAUUACAGACGCACAGUUUGAUGACCGCUGGCGAUGAGCGGGACCCAGAAGCGGAGAAAGAGCGCGUUCAGCCUGAUGUCCUACCCACCAACGAGCUUACUCCGGCCCAAAACCUGAGCUCACCAACAUCGACUCCAAGUUCACUUUCUUCAGAUCACCCAAGCCAAAGCCGCCGCCUCCUCCAGACUUUGUCACAAGGUGCUUCUCCAGCCUCGCCCCAAGAUCGAUCUCUUGGCGCACCGUCACCGGCGACAAUCACCGGGCACCCUGUCGACGAUCUACUGCUCACGAGUAACAGCCAGAAAUUGCUUGUUUACUUCGACAGAGAGCUGAGCCAUCAUCUAACAAUUGUCGUUGACGGCGUGGACAACCCGUUCCGCGUACAUGUCCUCCCACUGGCCUACAAUCACACAGGUGUUCUCCAUGCAGUCCUGGGACUUACCGCGUGCCAUCUGCACCUAUCACCAUCAGGUGCUAACCAGGUUGACAUGGCCACUGCCUUACAACACCGUGUUGCUGCAUUGAACGGUCUAAGCUCCCUUUUGAUCAAGGAAGAAAUCUACGGGCUUACAGAAGCUGAAGAAGAGGCUGCACUAGCAAUAAUCUUUCUUUUGGUACUUCAUGAUGUAAGCUCCAGGACCCAUUUCAAGUUUCUCCGCAUCGCGAGUCUCGUUGGCUAA